AAGAGUUGGUUGGGUGUAAGUUGAACGAUAACGAGACAGUUUUAUCUGUGAUCUCUGUUUUGAGGAAGCAAUAGAAAAUGGCGUACAGAAGAAGACAAGGCCUAUCAAGAGCUUCCACAUUCAAGGAAGAUUUUCCUUCAUCAUUGGAUAAUAAUAAUGAUUCUGAUCCUCAACAAAAUGGUCAUGCACCUUCUCUAUCUUCUUCUUCUUCUUCUUUGUCUUCGUCUUCGCUCGCCGCUCAAGCUAUUCAAGCUUCUGCUUCUCGUAAUCGUCAACCCGCUCUUUCCUUCGCUUUUGACAAAUUCUCUCAUCCUGAACAUCAAAGAUCUGCGAGUUUUGAUGCUUAUGGAAAUGACAACACCAAGUCUGGUUUUUGGGGUGUAUUGGCUCAUAAAGCCAAAUCAAUUCUGGAUGAUAAAAAUUCAGCUCCUCCUCCACAACAUGACACCAUGUCAUUGCCACAAACACUCAAAUCACACUCAUUUAAUACCUUUACUAGUCCUUUUUCAACUCAGCCAUUGUAUCAAUCUCCUGACUCUAAUAAAAAAAUGGACAAUCCUACAAUUAGAAAGGGAUUGGAUGCAAUCAGUUCUUCCCUCAAUCACUUAGGUGACACAUUUGAGAAGGCUUAUGAGGACAGCAAAACAAUGGUGGAGAGUAAGACAGCAGAUCUGAGAUCUCAAAUAAGGCGAAAAGGAAAUGGACCGGAGGACAUAAACCAAGCUUCAGAUGUGAGGAAUCCAUGGCCGCAAUCCGAUCUGACAAAGUCUCCUUCUCGCCAUGAAACACAACUCAAGGCAUCACGCGACGUGGCAAUGGCAACAGCUGCAAAAGCAAAAUUACUUCUUCGUGAGCUAAAGACCGUUAAAGCAGAUUUGGCAUUUGCUAAAGCACGUUGUGCUCAACUUGAAGAAGAAAAUAAAUUACUCAGGGAACGAGAGGGCAGCGACAAGGGACUAAACCGUGAUGAUGACGACCUGAUUCGGCAUCAACUGGAGACACUUCUAGGUGAGAAAGCACGUUUGGCUAAUGAGAACGAGACAUAUUCAAGGGAAAACCGUUUUCUGAGGGAAAUUGUAGAAUAUCAUCAGCUGACAAUGCAGGAUGUGGUGUAUUUGGAUGAGGGUAUGGAAGAAGUGACAGAACUUUAUCCUAUGGAUGCUAAUGGAGUUGCCAGGCUACUAUCUGGCUCGCCACACUCGUCAUCACCAACAUCACCUGAUGAGGUUAUUCUCGGGUCAGCAAAAGCAAUGUUUCCUGUGCCAGAAGAAGAGGAUGAUGAUAAGAGUACAUCAGAAGAAAAUGAGACUCCUAGUCCUCCUAGUGUCUCAGUUUCUAAACAUGCAAAAUGAUCACCACCCUUUUUUGUUCAUAGGGUAGCUUUAGAUGAGGUUCUUUUGUUUUGAGGAAUAUAUGCGUGCUUUUUGACAUAUAUUCAUUCAUUUAUUAUACCUGAUUGCAAUGUGAGGACUGAGGAAAAGGGUGGGUGUAUUUGUGACAGCCCAAAUUUGUUGUGUGUGUAACUUUCCUGUCACUGUAAGGUUGGUUUGGAAAAUUCUUUAAUUUUGUUCAAAUGUAUUGGCUGAUCAUAUUUUGUUGAA
Molecule: messenger RNA, 1601 nt
Organism: Cicer arietinum (chickpea)
Lineage: Eukaryota; Viridiplantae; Streptophyta; Magnoliopsida; Fabales; Fabaceae
Source: RefSeq, a predicted model, not a curated record